UCAAACCUGAGACCUGCUCGCUGUGAGACACCUGCAGCACAAACACGUCGAACUGGUUACAUAACCCAUGAUGCAGUGCGCUUCUUUCGCUCUCGUUCCUGCCGUUGUGGGGCGCGUGUCCGCGGAUCCUUCAUGUGGAUUUUAGCGGAACUUGACGGACAGGAGCCGAGCAGCUCAGCUCGACCUGCUGCACGACUCUCCGCUGUUUGUGCGCACAUUCAGGACCGGAGCACCUGCUGGCUUUUACAGUCUGUCUGCACUGCGUCGAACCCCCCCUCCUCCUCUUCCUCACUCCCCUCCCUCCCUCUGUCGCUCACUUAUUUUCUCCCUCUCCCUCUCUCUGUCUUUCUCCUCAUGAAAUCCUGCAAUAUGCUUCCAAAUUCCCGGACGCGGACUCUCUCCUGAGCCGGUUUUCCUUCAAAGCCUCGGAUUUUUUUUAACCGUUUUUACCGCAGAGAAAAUCACGAGAGUCUCUGAGUGCGGAUGCUGCUGCAGUGCCAAGUCCUCCCAGUCCUCCCCUUCAGACUGAGAGCCAGCUCUUCUUGGGAGUUCUAUCUUUUUUCCAGCAUGAUUUUAAGAAAUUGUCAGUCAGGAUUUUUGCUGUCUGAAGCCUACUCCUUCUCUUCUUUCUCCUCCUCCUCCUCUCUCUGCGGGCUUCUCCGAUCGACGCUGAAAAUCUACACCAAGAGGAUACGGAUGUUGACCAAGACAACAUAGUCUAUUAAUAUUUCAGAGCUACUGUAAAGCGAUAUUAAACCCCAGGUUGUGGCGGGUGGCUGGGGAAGGUGCACAGGAUCUCCAUCUGCUGCUCUCCAGCUCUGCUCAGGUGAGAAAAAAGAGAUGUGAUGGCGAUAGUGCUGAGGAUGAUGAUGAUAAUGGAGAGGGAGGUUCUCCACAGCUCCUGGCCGCAGUAGGAGCUUCUCCACUCCAGCCUACCGCCUCCUUCUCUCCUCUACACCUAAACUUCCUCUUUCUCUCCUCCACCCGCCAGGAAGGAUGACUGUGGUGUCCACAGAAAACAUGGACGAGACUUCCACCCUGCCGGGUCACCCGCAGGACCCCUACCCGCCUGAUGAUGACCACGACAACCAUGACUGCUGUGAGCGGGUGGUUAUCAACAUCUCAGGGCUGCGCUUCGAGACCCAGCUGAAGACCCUCGCCCAGUUCCCGGAAACCCUACUGGGGAACCCUAAGAAGAGGAUGCGCUACUUUGACCCCCUUCGAAACGAGUACUUCUUCGACCGGAAUCGCCCGAGUUUUGACGCCAUCUUGUACUAUUACCAGUCAGGAGGACGGCUGAGGAGGCCGGUCAACGUGCCGCUGGAUAUGUUCUCAGAGGAGAUAAAGUUUUAUGAACUCGGUGCUGAGGCAAUGGAGAAGUUUCGGGAGGAUGAGGGGUUUAUUCGGGAGGAAGAGCGACCUUUGCCUGAGAACGAGUUCCAGCGGCAGAUCUGGCUCCUCUUCGAGCACCCAGAGAGCUCGGGGCCAGCUCGGGGUAUCGCCAUUGUCUCGGUGAUGGUCAUUCUUAUUUCAAUAGUAAUUUUUUGCUUGGAGACAUUACCAGAGCUGAAGGAGGAUCCCAACGACCGGAUUCGCAUGGUCGGCAACACCACCAUGUACUACAAAGCAAGCGUCCUCACAGACCCUUUCUUUGUGGUGGAGACGCUCUGCAUCAUCUGGUUUUCCUUUGAGUUGAUAGUUCGGUUCUUUGCCUGCCCCAGCAAGGCAGCGUUCUUCAAAAACAUGAUGAACUCUAUCGAUAUUGUGGCUAUAAUCCCGUAUUUCAUCACUCUUGGCACAGAGCUGGCCGAUGACCAAGGCAACAGGGAGGGUAAGGGUGGUGGGGAGCAGGCCACAUCUUUGGCCAUUCUCAGGGUAAUCCGUCUGGUGAGGGUGUUCAGGAUCUUUAAAUUGUCCCGACACUCGAAGGGGCUCCAAAUUCUGGGGCAAACUCUAAAGGCCAGCAUGCGGGAGCUGGGCUUGCUCAUUUUCUUCCUCUUCAUUGGCGUGAUUUUGUUUUCCAGCGCUGUCUACUUUGCGGAGGCUGAGGAGAAGGACUCGUUCUUCUCCAGCAUCCCAGAUGCUUUUUGGUGGGCCGUGGUGUCGAUGACAACAGUCGGCUAUGGGGACAUGUACCCUGUGACCAUCGGAGGGAAGAUUGUUGGCUCGCUUUGCGCCAUAGCCGGAGUGUUAACCAUCGCGCUGCCGGUGCCAGUCAUCGUGUCCAACUUCAACUACUUUUACCACCGGGAGACGGAGGGUGAGGAGCAGGCCCAGCUGCUCAACGUCAGCAACCAGAACUUGGCGUCGGACACCAACUCGAGUCGCCGCAGCUCCUCAGUGGUCAGCAAGUCGGAGUACAUGGAGAUAGACGAGGACUUAAACAACAGCAUUGACAACUUCAGGGAAGCUAACCUUAGGACUGCCAACUGCACAGCUCCCAGCCAGAACUGUGUUAACAAGGGCAAGCUGCUCACUGACGUGUGAGGCGGCAUGCGACCACCGCUGUAAAUAUUGUAGAAAUAUCUGGAUGCUUUAUAUCCAUUGGUGCAUUUUAUUCUCAUCUUUGCAUUGAUUCAUUCAGACAUUUGUGGAGACUUGCAAUGCACAUGUGGUCAAAUUAUUAAAAAAAAAAAAAAGAGAAAAACAUUUGUUUGGCAAUAGUACAAAAAUCUGCAGGUUCGGGGAAACAUUUGAGAAAUUAUUGACAAAGUUUAGUAACUUGCACCCUUCGAUUUUCUAAUGGUCUAAACAUUAAAUGGAAGCUUCGCUAAUUUUACUUUUAGUCAAGGAUUUCCAUCGACUGUAUAUAAAAAUAUGGAUGAAAGGUAUAAAGAGUGAAGCUAGUGCUGAGGUGGCUUAAACCUGCAUUCCUUCUUCUGCAGCGGGUGACCUCUCUUUGAGAAGUCUAUGAGAAAAUGAGCCUACUGCUUACCUGACUUCUCAGUUCAGCAAUAUUUUCCUGAUGAGUUUAUGGUCUCAGUUGCUGGUUUCACGUCUUACUGAUUAAAACACUUUGGAAAUUACGGUCCUGUUCGAGUCAUAUGGGACGAUAAAAGAGGGGCGGAGCUAGAACAGAGCUUCCUCGUGACUAUCUGAGCGUGUCCCUCGGUUCCUCAUUCAUUUUAGAUCUCAUGCUCCAUGUUCAGAUUCCAAACUGGCUUCAAACGAGGCUUCACAAAACAAAGCAUGCCAUCGUCACACUGGCUACAUCCAUCUUUUAUAUACAGUCUCAGAAGUUAGUUUAAAUGUCUCAACUUGUCAGUUUAUCUACACUAAAUUUUGUGGUAAAAACUGGACCUGUGGAUUUUAAAGAUAUGAAAAGGCUGCAAAACAGAUACCCACAUUGCAUCCUGGGAAAUGCAGUGUUUUGUCCCAAACUAGAGAUGGAAAAGUAAGAGUAUUUCUUCUUCCUGUUUUAUAUCACUUUUAGCCAUUCUUCCAGCUCAGUGUAAAAAGAAAACACAUCCUUUUGGAAGGGAAACACUCACCUGAUGGAGUGCACCUUUAUCAGAGUUAUUAUGGUAAUAUCCUCUUAUAAUAAUUACAAUUUAAUUUAGGAUGAAUUAAAUGAAAAACUUUAGAGCAAAGCAAUACAACUUUUAUCUGUGCUGCACUGUUUGACAAAGAGAUAUUACGCCACAGAAAAAAUGGAUCAAAAGUAGGUUUAAAAGUAACAGAAAAGAUUCAGAAAGUAUCAAAAGCAAGCUAAGACAAUGACAUAUAUGCAAGGCAUAUAUUGUGAAUUUAAUAGUAGAAAUGACUAAUUGUACAAUAAUGAAUCAAAUGUCUUCCCGACACCUGCCAAGUUUUGUGCAACAGACCGAACUUUCAGGAAAAAAAAGGACCAGAAAAACAAAUAAUUAAAGCCCAACUGAGAUUCGAAGAACGAUUUCCUCCCUGAAGAAACGCUUUCUGCGUGGAUUAUUUCAGGUGUGUCUUUCUGCGGCACAUCCAGGGAAAGUUUGGAAAAUGCGACGCCGGAUGUAGACCCCGGCUUUUCAGGCACCUUAUCAGAGAUAAACAGGAAGCGUGCCGAGCCUUGUGAAGGAUUACGUGCAUCGCUGCUGCUGCUAUGGGUCGGCUGGAGGUUCCCUGUAUGAUGCCAUGCAACACUCCUUUAUAUAGAAGCAUGUGGAGACUCUCUUCUCUCUUAUAUCGGCAUGCACAAGACGUUACCUCAUUUUAUUUCUACAUUCUUCUGUGCGUCGAGCUCCAUCUCCCGCUCCUGGAUUUUUUCUCUCAUUUGUUUUCACCAAAAGUGCACUGGCUGCUUAUUCUUAUCAUUUCAGUUGUUUCAGAGCAUUUAAGUGUUGAAUGUUUAAGGGAACAGGAACUCUUCUUCUUUUGAAGAUUAUGGCAUGUCAAAAUACUAAAGCAUUAUGGCCUAAUUAGCUAUGGUAUAGCUACGUAUAUUCAAUGCAUGACGUCAGUAUUAAAUUGCUUGCAGUUGGGAGGGACCUGGGGAGGUGGAGGAUGAUGAUGAUGAUGUGUGCUCUCAUUAUUGUCGCGCUAAAGACAGAAUUUGGUGCAUGAUGGAGCUAAACUGUCGGAGGGAACAAAUCUCCUAAAAAAGAAGAAAAGAAAAACAAAUUAAGAAAAAAAAAUGAGAUAUAGCCGAUGAUCUCUAAAAAAAAGAUCUCAUAAAUUCCAUCCUCCGUUUUCAUUUGUUUAAAGCUUCGAUCUUGGAGUGCAUGGGAUCAUUUCAUGUGAUUUAUGACCCCAAGAAGGAAAGCAGUAAUAUUUAACAAAUUUCAUAGAUAUAUCUAUAAUUAGCGUCUUAGUGCCUUGAAGCCCUUCUCGUUCUAAAAUUGACUGAAGUGCCUCCCGUUCCAAGAGAAAAUCAAAGAGCUUACUGUGUGCAGCUUCUCCUGCCAUAAAGAUGCACUGCUCCCUGCACUUAUGGAACUAAACACAGAUGAACCCACAUGUUCAGAAUUUAGUCCUGAUUCCUGGGCCUAAAAAACACAAAGAAAAGCUUUCUGGGAUGAUGACACACAGCAUUCGUGCAGGAAUGUUCAAAUAUGGAUCAUUUAAGAUUUCCUUAUUUUUGGUACAUUUGGAGUUUGAUGGUAUGUAUACCACACAGACACUCAGCCCUUCCAGAUAUUACCCAUUAGAAAAGUAACAUGGAGGUGAUGUGUUGGAUGUUCAGAUGGAGUGACUGUUGAAGGACAGGAGCUGCUCAGCUGGUUCAAUUAGAACAGGACAGAAAGGUCAAACAGCUCGAUAUAAUAGAAAGUCAUGAAGGAAAUGGUCAGAAACGAAGGCUGAGAGUUUGAGGAUGGUGACCCUCAUGCUGGUGCAGUACAUCUGUGCAUAGGUGUAUAAAGAGGGAUAUUAUAGAGUGACUGCCAUGUGUAAAGUCCUUCUUACAAUAGAUAUGAGGAAAGAGGCAAUCGGUGAUCGGGUGAUGAGGUGUGAUGAGCAGAGAAAGAGCAGUGAAGAGCUAAACCCUGCGGUGAGGGUGCCUCUGUCAUAGUGUCGUAGUUCGCAUGUUGUCUGAAGGUUCCUACAGACUGUGAUCUGAUCUGUGCCCAUAUCUGUAGUCAGAGCACAUAAGCUUCAGGUUUAAAUUAGUAGUCUGGACUCUGCUGCUGAAGGCUGGAUAGGCUUUGGUUGGAUGUAGGUACCCUCCUCUGUGCACAGCAAAGAGGGAUUAUAACAGCACCGUCAUCCCCCAUCAUCCAAACACUGAGGUGGUGUUUAACCCCCCACUCGAGCUCCGAGCCUUCGAGAAUAAAAGCCGAGCACCACUAAAGUUCUUCCUGCUGCCUUAACCUUUAAAUGACUUAACAUCAGUUCUUCCUUUAAUUAUUCACAUGAAUGCUAAAAGAAGGCACUUCAAUCAGCUGCUAAGGGAGCAAAAUACCUAUUCAGACACAUGAAACUAAUGAAAUUAGUUUCUUAUUUAUACCAGCUAACUGCACAGAACUGUAUACACUGAUUAAGGUAACAAACAUUUUUAAAUAGCCACAGAAACAACACAGAAAAAUACAUUUAAAAUAGCAUGUGAUCAAUAACUGGUGCUAAUUAUGGCUCAUUAUUCUCACUUUUUUUUAAAGAACUAAAAUUAAUUUGGAGGAAAAGUCAAAAAAGUGACAGCUCAAAGACCACUUUGUUAGGUACACCUUUGAAAUCUAGAGUCAUACAUUUCCUGCCUUUACAAAAACCGCCAUGUAAAACAGGUGAUGAUUUCUGUUUAUUACAAAGCUCUUUCUCAAUUAUGUCACAUUUUUUAGAUUUUACAGGUGUACCUGGAUUUUAGCGCAAAAUGCAGAUUUUGUGGUUUCACCAAAAAAAGUACCUCACUUUCAGAGAAAUUUCUUAAAAAUCUACCAAUUAUUGGCAAUCUGUGAAUACAAACAUGGCGUGGGCGUCCUCGAUGAAGUUAGGGCUUCAGCUGAGGCACAAAAACGAGCAUUAGGGAGCCUAUGAACUGAACAGAACAGCAGAACACUGCCACCUUCUGAUGCCGGGGACCAAAAACUGCUGGAGAUUCGACCAGAGUCUUUGGAAAGAGUCAAAACUGCCGAGAACGAUACUUCUGUCAUCGAUCUGCAACACCUUCACCUGCCUCUAGUCACUGCCGUGUUUGUGAUGCUUUUUACUAAGCUCGUCCUGAGUGAGCGUGAAAGGAAAAAAGCCUCUGCCUGUGUGUGGAUGAUGGUGGAUCUGACCUCAGUGUUUCCUCUGCAGAGCGUCUGAACAUUACCACGGGCGUUAGUCACUCAGCACGCCAGCAAAAUGGCACUGCUGUUCGUACAGGGGAGAACCUGCCUGUGUCAGGGAAGACUGCUGUGAUAUUUUUUUCUGUUAAAACAUUGGCUUUAAUUCCACACGGUCAAUUUUUAGUGACAUUAACAGCUGUAAGUGAUUAAUCAUCACUUUUAGUGUUACAAAAUGUUUUAGAAAUGUUUUAGACUGCAUCCAAGUGUCCAAAAAUCCAUCCAGUCAACAACAUGACUGUGACCAUCACACUAGAGGGAAAGGAUCACACACACACAUACACACACACACACACACACACACACACACACACACACACACACACACA
Molecule: messenger RNA, 7057 nt
Organism: Neolamprologus brichardi
Lineage: Eukaryota; Metazoa; Chordata; Actinopteri; Cichliformes; Cichlidae
Gene: kcna1b
Product: potassium voltage-gated channel, shaker-related subfamily, member 1b
Biological process (GO): protein homooligomerization; potassium ion transmembrane transport; action potential
Cellular component (GO): voltage-gated potassium channel complex; paranode region of axon; dendrite
Molecular function (GO): protein binding; delayed rectifier potassium channel activity
Source: RefSeq, a predicted model, not a curated record